AUGGCACGCACUAAAUUUCGUGGACGCAGAUUCAGCAACCAAGACUCAGCAGUCCCAAAGCCGAAAACAAAGACAAAGAGGGAUCGGGCACUUGCUGUGAUGUCCUGUAAAUCAACCCUUCCAAUGCCCCCAGUGCGACUCCAGAGGCCCAUUUCCUAUUUCUCAAUCCCAAUCAUCCGUGCAGAGCUAACCAUAGAUGAAUUCCUCACAAACUUUGGGACUCAGAUCACCUACUGCGCUCCUCAAGAGAUUGUUGCCAUUGAUUCUGAUACAAGGUCGGAGCACACAACCUGCCGGGUACCAGUCAUGGAGGGUGGGCAGCUUAGAGGGUAUGUACCCCUGCCAAUGAGGUACCGGGACAUUUGGCUCGAGCUAUCUUAUAACAUUGUCCUACUGAUCAACAUAUGGCAACUUUGGUCCAAGGAAGAGGGAAAGGCAUCGAGUCCGAAGGAGAAAAAGAUGGCUACCGCCUGCCGACAGAACGUUGGGACAUUGCUUGUUCAAUACAUGCUUUCAAGGCUGCUUGCGGUGGAGGAGCUGGUCAGCUUGAGUUAUAAUGUGGAGCCUGGCGAAGAGCGCGUGAACAUUCUCAACGAAUGGAAGGUCCGGAUGCUUCGGGAUUGGUUCUACAUGACGCACUCGGAGGCCAUAGCUGAUGGACCUGAAUUCAUGUGUGCUGAUCCAGCCAGUACCCAAAAUAAAGCAUUUUUCGAAAGAGGAUGGGAGAUAGAGGAGGAUGGGCGGAAUAUCUUAUCGCCUCCGGAAGACGCCAAUCUUUGGAUCCACGGGCGUAUCGAAGGAUUGGACGAGACCUUUGAAAAAACAAUCAAACCUCAGGCAUUACAAGAAUUAAGCAAGCCCAGCCAAUUUUUCGAAACUCGGUACCAGGAAGGGACAACCUUACCGGAACGGUGGCACGAGGGGCAUAAGCCCCGUCCAUUCUUCUGGAGCAAUAAACAAUGGGAUUGGUUCUGUGAAGGGAAUGACUAUUGGAAAACACCGAUCGACCUCUUGCGUUAUGUUCUUGUCACAGAGCCAGCGUACCAUGAAGUCGACCAGUUUUUGGGUGACUUGCGAAGCCUCAGCAUAAUAAUAUUUCAGAACCCUGAUUUGGAGGUUAUUGAGGCAGACGCAAGACAUCUCUGGCUCGGAAAAAUAAUCUGGAGGGAGUUCGUAGAAAAAUUAAAGGGAUAUUUGAGUCUGACUGAGGCACAGACGGUGACUUCGGAAAAAAAGGACGAUCAAAACCCUUUCAACACCUUGGAGUUGUUUUUGAUUUUCAAGGGAUAUAUGCACCAGGAGAAGACGAACUCGGAGG
This is a messenger RNA of Suillus fuscotomentosus, 1318 nucleotides long. RefSeq lists its product as uncharacterized. The annotation marks the transcript as partial. NCBI's taxonomy places the organism in Eukaryota, Fungi, Basidiomycota, Agaricomycetes, Boletales, Suillaceae. The transcript is spliced from 4 exons. The record is from RefSeq and is a predicted model, not a curated record.